GGGUGAUGCAGCUUGUGGUGCCGGAGCUGCUGCGUGUGUGCGGCUGCUUGGGCCCACCAGCAGUCACGACAGCAGCAGCAGCGGGGGGUGGGGAGGUGCUGGAGGUGCGGCGGGCGGCGGCGGGAGCGGUGGAGGCGCUGUGCGAGGCCUUGGGCGCUCUCUUCACCCGCACCGCCAUCCUGCCAGUCUUCCUGGCGGCCUCCGGCACAGCCGCGGAGCUCACAGCGGCAGGGGUCGUCAUCAGCGGCGGCGGCGGCGGCGGCGGUGGCACCUCGAUUGGUGACGUCAUCGUGCCGCUCGCCGUACAGGACGUGGUGGCCGCUUGGCAGCCCCGGCAGCCCGAGGCGCUGCGCACAGCCCGGCAGUGCGUGCUGCCGGUGCUGCUGGCGUCGGUGCUUCCGGCGUGCGGGCAGCUGGAGGGGCACCUGGAGGGGCUGAUGGGGGCCGCGCAUGAGAUGCGGCACCGCUGGCUGAUGGGGGCGCUGCAGGACUACACGGCAGCCCUCACCCUGGCCUGCGUGCUGCGCCCCGCCCUGCUGGCCCCGCUGCUGCGGCUCUUUGAGGACCUGCUCUCGGGCGCCAGCACCGCACGCAUGCAGCUGCACGCGCGCAACCAGGCCACACGAACCCCCAACGGAACCGACGGCGGCGGCGCCGGUGGCAGCGGCAGCGGCAGGGGCACUCCCACAGCCGCCCUGGCCCCAGCGGCAGCCGCCGCCCCAGCCGGUCCCGCCAGCACCGCCGUGGGGCUGUGUUGUACGGCACUGGCGAGGUCGUUAGUACCGUUGGCCACGUUGGAAAUGGCGAGUCGGCGGUUGCUGCCGGGCCUGAUGGCGCUCAUGUCGUACGGCGAGCCGGAACUGCAGCGCGCCUGCGUGGGGGUGCUGGCAGAGCUGGGGUUAAGGUUCCGGGGUGACGGGCCGCGGGUUUCGGAGCAGGUGCUGGCGGUGUACGACAGUCUGUUGGAGCAGGGCAGUCAUGCCGUACAGCUGGAGGUAUUGGCGGCGGGUACGGCGCUGGCGGCGGCGGCAGCACCCUCGGCGGCGGUGUCUGCGGCUGCUGCGGCGCAGGUGGAGUGGCUGCUGAUGGCGGUGCAGUCCACGGCAAUGCGGCUGGCGGCGGCGGCGGCAUCUCCUGGCGGCGGUGCCACCCCCGAGCAGCUGCGUUCGGUGGCUGCGCAGCUGCUGGCGGCAAUGAAGACAGUGGUGCCACACGACCUGCGGCUGCCGCGAUUGCAGACAAACGUUGCCUCUGCACUGGACGCUCUUGCUCGCUGCAAGACCCUCCUACCCGACCCGCAGCAACAAGCAGCCCUGGCAGCACUGCUCAAGGAGCGACCCACGGGUCAGUCCACCGCCGGGCCCUCCAUCUCCUCCACUUCCACCUCUGCACCUCCACCACCAACCAGCAACCCCGCUGUUGCGCCCUCCGUCGCCUCCUUCACCCCUCUACGGCUGCACCCUCAGCCCUCACCCGCCGCGUCACCCCUCGCCUCCCUUGCCGGCAGCCUGACCAUGGGGUCUGCAGUGCUGCCACUGCCGCCGGGCGGCGCCCUCCAUCAGCCUCACCCGCAGCCGCAC
This is a messenger RNA of Astrephomene gubernaculifera, 1580 nucleotides long. The record is from the annotation of a GenBank genome assembly. NCBI's taxonomy places the organism in Eukaryota, Viridiplantae, Chlorophyta, Chlorophyceae, Chlamydomonadales, Astrephomenaceae.